Molecule: messenger RNA, 7697 nt
Organism: Xiphophorus couchianus (Monterrey platyfish)
Lineage: Eukaryota; Metazoa; Chordata; Actinopteri; Cyprinodontiformes; Poeciliidae
Gene: lats2
Product: large tumor suppressor kinase 2
Exons: 9
Coding region: 779-4240 (1153 amino acids)
Biological process (GO): regulation of organ growth; G1/S transition of mitotic cell cycle; hippo signaling
Cellular component (GO): nucleus; spindle pole
Molecular function (GO): protein serine/threonine kinase activity; protein binding; ATP binding
Source: RefSeq, a predicted model, not a curated record
AAAUAUUUUCACCGAACUAUCUACUCACACUUUAUAACAUUCCCCUUUUAUUAUUAUUCACUGUUUAAAACGUUUGUAUGUUUCAAAUAUCACUACGCCGUGUCUGGCUGAAGGAUUGUCAUUUAACGACGGCAAAUUAUAGGCGGAGUGAAUGUUUCUCCUAAUACAAGAUCUCUGCUCCGGUGCUGACGUGCGUUGGUCCGUCACGUGACCUGUGGAAUGUUAACAAUGCAGCGAGUGUCCAACUUUGUGCUGCAUUUCUGAUCCUGCCUGGAGUCUAGGCAGAAAAUGGAGGCUCAUUUCAUCACAUUUAGCCCGCUGCUCCGUCUUCGCCGACCUCCUCCGCUCCGUGUUCGCACUUAGCCGCCGUCAGAAGUCGACUUUUAACGGAAUUUGCACCCGAGUCUUGACUUUUUCCUUAUUCCUAUUAUCACAUGGCGCACACUGGCAUCAUGGUUUGGCUCUGCAUUGCCCACACCCGCGGCUGCAUUUCCUGGAACAAGCUGCAACCUGAGCCUUGAGGCUCCCACCAUGGAAUGCUUGUAGAAUCCAGGAUCGCCUCCGUCUGCUCCAUCAGGACUUAGAAACACAGUCAGAGGGAAACGACGCAAGAGGCGGACUUCUAAAUCUGGGUUUCUGCGCUGAGCUCCUGGAGGCCUUUUAUCUAUUUAGGUCAGCUGGGUGGAGAGGGUCCAGUUGAGCGAGUGCCAGUUGGUGUGUGGUAGUCUCCCCCGAUUUAGAGUAGGUGCCUGCCCGGGGGUGGGGGGACACUGAGGCCAUGAGGCCCAAGACGUUCCCAGCUGCCCCGUACGUGGGCAACACACGGCAGAGGCUCCAGGAGAUCAAGGAGGGCCUGAAGCAGCCGGCCAAGCUGGUGAGCCAGGCGCUGCACGGCGGGAGCUCCCGGUCCGAGGGGAGCAGGGCGGCCGACUCCAAGAGUGGGAAGGACACGGCCAACCGGCAGCAGCAGCUCCGGCCGCCGCAGAAAUUCAACAACUAUCAGAGCGCCCUGCGAGAAAUCCGCAGGUCCCUCAUGCCGUUCGCCAACGAGUCGGGGGAGGCCGGAGAGGUGAACAGGCAGAUGCUGCAGGAGCUCGUCAACGCUGGCUGCGACCAGGAAAUGGCAGUGCGGGCACUGAAGCAGACUGGAAGCAGGAAUAUCGAAGCGGCCUUGGAGUACAUCAGUAAAAUGGGUUACCUUGACCCUCGCAACGAGCUCAUUGUUCGGGUCAUUAAGCAGACUUCACCGGGAAAAGCCGGCAUGCCGAACGGGAUGGACCACCGUCCCGCUUUAGAGGUUCCGGGUGAGGGCGGCGCCCUGAAUCCAUAUCAUCAAAUGGGGGCUCAGAUGUAUGACGGGGCAGCAGGUUACGGCCCUGAGAGCGACCUGACCAGAGCCUACAUGGGCGCUCCCCCUGUCAUUAACUACAUGAUGCCCCCGUCGAGCACGGCUCAGGGCCCCGCUAUGGGCAACCCGAUGGGCCGGCCUCCCAGCAUGGGCAGCUAUCCUCCGGGGAUGCCCACCCAGAGCAACCCGGGCAGCGCCAUGUACCCACCGGGCGCCCCGCAGAAGGCCUACCCCGGCAGCAUGGAGCAGCACGGGCACAUGAUGAGCUACAAUGUCCCUGGUCAGCCGCUGCAGCUCCAGCCGCAGCCACCAGGGGGACCCGUCCCGGGCCCGCACUACGACUACGCUCAUGCCAGGCAGCAUAUGAUGGAACCAGCCGGAUACGCGGUCAAGAGGACCCCGUCCUUCCAGAACAAGAUGCAACCGCCCCCAAUGGGACCUCCAGACAACUACGUCAACAUGCAGGCGAAAGGGGCGAUGUCUCAGAAUGGGACGGCGGGCGGAGGAUACCCGGCCAACCUGUACCUGUCCUCUCACUCCCACCCCCGCCAGGCCAGCCCCACGUCCCACCAGGUCCACAUGAUGUCCCGGUCCCCCGGCGGCGUGCCACCCAUGGGCCCUGAGUUCUCAGACCUGCCUCAGGGUAUGAUGACCCCCUCCAGAGCCAGCCUCAACCUGGACCUGUAUGAGCACCACUGGGCCGGCCCUCCGGGUGCUGACGGGACCCCGGCAGCCAGGCAGCCCCAGCCACAGGGCCCGUGUAGAGGGGAAGUACGGGUUCCCAGCAGAACAAAUUCCUUCAACAGCCGCUCCGCUGCUCCGAACGGCGUUAGACCGACCAUGACUGCGCCCCCGACCGCCGGGAAGCAGGACUCCUCUAUGGGACCUCCAAACACCAUCACAGCUGUGACGUCCCCACCCAUCCAACAGCCAGUCAAGAGCAUCCGCGUGAUGCGACCAGAACCCAAAACGGCGGUGGGUCCGUGCCAUCCUGGCUGGAUGGCGGCUCAGGCGCCGGACGCGGCAGAACCUCUGCCCUACAUGCCAGAGGAGACUUAUCCACUAGAGCCCGCCCAGGAGCAGCGCUGCCCCCCUCCACCUUACCCAAAGAACCUGCUUAUACCCGCGGGGGAGCCGGGGGUUCUGGAAGGAGGCGGCGCUAGCGGGCCAGAUCUCAGCAACGCCACCGCCAGAGGUGGCCGCAGUGGCAGCGGCGGGAGCAGGAAGGCCGAGGAAAGCCAUCAGGUCAAAGAGAAGACGAAGGCGGGCAAGGGAGAGAAAGCGGUGAAAGACAAGAAGCAGAUCCAGACGUCACCCGUUCCCGUCAGAAAGAACGGACGGGACGAGGAGAAGAGAGAGUCGCGCAUCAAAACCUACUCGCCUUUCGCCUUCAAGUUCUACAUGGAGCAGCACAUCGAGAACGUGAUGAAGACCUACCAGCAGAAACUCAACCGGAGGCUGCAGCUGGAACAGGAGAUGUCCAAGGCUGGCCUGUCGGAAGCAGAGCAGGGGCAGAUGAGGAAAAUGCUGAACCAAAAGGAGUCCAACUACAACCGACUACGCCGGGCCAAAAUGGACAAGUCCAUGUUCAUCAAAAUCAAGACUCUCGGCAUCGGCGCCUUCGGUGAAGUGUGCCUUACGCGGAAAGUUGACACCGGUGCACUUUAUGCCAUGAAAACGCUGCGCAAGAAAGAUGUCCUCAACCGCAACCAGGUGGCCCAUGUAAAAGCGGAGCGUGACAUCCUGGCGGAAGCAGACAACGAGUGGGUGGUGCGUCUCUACUACUCCUUCCAGGACCGCGACAGCCUCUACUUUGUCAUGGACUACAUCCCCGGAGGAGACAUGAUGAGCCUCCUCAUCCGGAUGGGGGUCUUCCCCGAACACCUGGCGCGCUUCUACAUAGCCGAGCUGACGCUGGCCAUCGAGAGCGUCCACAAGAUGGGUUUCAUCCACCGCGACAUCAAGCCCGACAACAUCCUCAUCGACUUGGACGGUCACAUCAAGCUGACGGACUUCGGCCUCUGCACGGGCUUCCGUUGGACGCACAACUCCAAAUACUACCAGAAAGGGAGUCACAUCAGGCAGGACAGCAUGGAGCCCAGCGACUCCUGGGACGACGUAUCCAACUGUCGCUGUGGCGACCGGCUGAUGACGCUGGAGCAGCGCGCCAACCGGCAGCACCAGCGCUGCCUGGCUCACUCAUUGGUUGGAACGCCAAAUUACAUCGCCCCGGAGGUUCUGCUGCGCAAAGGCUACACUCAGUUGUGUGACUGGUGGAGUGUGGGAGUGAUUCUUUUUGAGAUGCUGGUGGGACAACCACCUUUCCUCGCUCCAACACCUACCGAGACUCAGAUUAAGGUCAUCAAUUGGGAGAGCACCCUCCAGGUGCCGCCGCAGGUCAAGCUAAGCCCAGAGUCUGUGGAUAUCAUCGGUCGACUGUGCUGUUCCGCCGAGGAGCGUCUGGGCGCCAACGGCUCCGGUGAGAUCAAGGCCCACCCUUUCUUCUCUGAGGUGGACUUCUCCAGUAACCUGCGCCAACAGCUGGCUCCCUACCGGCCCAAGAUCGCCCACCCCAUGGACACAUCCAACUUUGACCCCGUGGAGGAGGAGGGGGUUCCCGGGGCGUGGAGCGACAGCGGCGACAGCACCCGGGCCCUGGACGUGCUCUGCUCGCCGCACGGCAAGCACCCGGAGCACGCCUUCUACGAGUUCACAUUCCGGAGGUUCUUCGACGACCACGGCUGCCCCUUCCGCUACCCGAAGCCCCCCGAGGCCGACGCCUGCCUGAGCGUCCCCGGCGUGGGCCCGGAGGAGGGCGAGGAGACGGAGGAAGAGGAAGAUGACGAAGAGGAAGGAGAGGGAGGGGAGGGAUGUGAGCCGGUGUACGUCUAGAGCCGUUUGCUCUUCACUGCCGCUGGAGGUGUGUGUCGGUGUGGAGAGGCUGAACAUGUCUGUGUAAAGCAGGAGCAGGAUGAGAGGCACAUCGCCCCCUAGUGGGCUGACUGCAAAUCUCCUCCAAUCUGGGACCAACUAACAGCAGAAAGAAAGAAACCAAGAGGAAGCAGACAGGAGUUGAAUAUCAUUAUUAUUAUUAUUGUUAUUAUUCCUGGAGGACUGGUUUUCUGUGUCUGGUUCUCCCAGCGGUUUCCUGUCCCAUUCCUUCCACCGUCGGUCUUACGGAUGAUUGAAACACCUGGAGGACUGCUUCUUGUUCUGCUGCUUUACACUCACGGCGAUGGGACAGGUGGAACCAGUUUACGGACUGACUGCGUCUCCAUCACAGCUUCUGCAAAAUAAGCUAAAAAGACUCACAUGCACGGCCACGCUUACUCAGUAUAACCCCGGACGUACAGCGCCUCCUCGUCUUGGGUUCAUGAACCUUGACCUUUUUUUCACUUUUUGCCAUGUUGACAAUCACAAACCUCAGUUUAUUAUUAGAUUUUAUGUGAUUGACCAACUGAAAGUAGCACAUAAUUGUGAAGUGGAAUGAAAGAGAUAUUCAAAUGAAAAUCUGAAAAGUGUGGCACACAUUUCUACUCACAACCAAUGAGUUGAAACAUUUUUGUUGCAUGCUUACCAGCUGGAGACUUUGCUUCCAAGUAGAGCAGCUGCUGUUAACUAUUUUAUUUAAUUUCUUUUGCCACAGAUUCUUGAUUGGGCUUACGUCUAGACUUUGACUGGGCCAUUCUAACACAUGAAUAGUAUUUGAUCUAUACCAAUGGUUUCUGUUUGUUUCCCAGGUGAUGUGCACAACGAAUUUAUUUUGUUUUCAGGUCGUCUACAUGGUUUGUUCCAAACUGAACUCUAGACUUGCCGGUCUUCCACACAGUCAGAAUUUUUGGAUUGCACUAGAUUACAUUUCAGGCGAUCAAGAAUAAAUGGGACUGAAUACAAAUGCACACCACACUUUUUAGAUUAAUUUGCAAAUAAAAAGCGUCCACUUCACAGUUUUGCCCUACUUUGUGUUGGUCUAACACAUAGUAACCAUGGAAGUCUGUGUUGGUAACGUGACAAAAAAUGUAAAAAAGGUGUGAAUACUUUAUUCUUUAUCGGUGUUUUGAUGCCGUCUCUCACAAAGUGUCCGGGACAGGCUGUCCUCAAAAUCACAAAAAGGUGUUCAGUGAAACUAACGUAUUCUUUAGAGUGUUUAGCGCCAUCUAGCGGAUGUAGAUGAACCUGCCUCGUUUUGUGCCAAAUUUAAUUCAGGGAGUCUCCUCCUCUUCCUCCUCCUCUUCCUCCUCCUCCGUCGUGUACGGAGACGUUUAUUCCUGUUCUGUAUUCUGACCGUGUCGAGGUUCAGCUCAGGUCGGUCUUGACUUUGCAUUAGGUUUUAAAAACACAAAAGCAGAUUUUGAUCUAGACUGAAACACUGCAGUGAUGUUUUUAAAAAAAGAAGAAAAAUACUUCUUUCUUUUAGGUAAAUUUUGUCAGGACUUGUUGGGCCACGUUUUUCUCACUACGUUUGACUUUUUCUUUAUUUUUACAAGAAAACACGGGCCUGUUCGUAACUACGUACACUCAGGCUCAUGAAGAUGGACUUAUAACCUGAAGCUCCGAUAUCCAAACACAGUAAAAAUGCACCGAUCAGAGUUUUGUGGCCAAUUUCCGACAUAGUUUUUGUAAAAAUCUAUGUGAAUCUACAUGAAAUCGCAAUAUCUGUCGAUAUUGUGAUUUCUUUUUAAAACUCUUACAUAGGAAAUGUUUUUGGUUUUUUUAUGUGUAGCCUUCCUGUUAUGAGUGAUCUUUAUUUAUACUGCGAGAGAAAGAGAGAGCUGUCACUGAAAAACAGAUGUACUGUUUUAAAACCAAAAUUAAAUGAUUACAGUCGUGAUAUUUUUUGAAGUAUUAGCACUUAGCCCGCGAAACCAAAAAGGGCAGCAAAUAUUUCCAAAUCCAGUUUAUUACAGGCCAGAUAAAGUUGAAAGCUUCACAGGAUAAAAACUAAAUGAACCACGAGUCAUAGGAAAUAGUUUCCUUUUUUAAAUGGCUUCUCAUAUCUCCGAAACAGCCAACUUUGAGUCUUCAUUCAGUAACAACGUCCACACCGAAGAGUGUGGCGACCCUUUAGCACUUGCGUUUCUGCCUACGUGUCCGGUUCUCGACGUCAGAUGUUUUGUAUUCGUAGAUUGAAAACUUUUCACUGGGGCUGAGGAUAUUGUUACGCUGACUUAAUUCGUCCGUCUGAGCAUGAAAGAACUAGAAAAUAUCACAAAACAUCCAAAUAUGAACCGAAAACUAAAACAUAAAGGACAUUUGCACAAAGACGAACGGAUGUCCAGCUACUUCGCAAAAAAAGUCAGCCCCCUGCAGUUGUGUUGCAUCUUAGCCGUCCUCCUGUCGUGCUUUCGGAGGCGGCCACGAAAAACGAACCAAACAUGUGAGACAGUGUGACUAUGUGCAAUACAAAAUGACAUGUAUAUAGUUUUGUAAACGCAAAAUACCAUUUUAGAAGUUCAGAAAUGUACAAAUAUAUUGAUUUAUAUAAAUAUAUAAUUGUCUUUUUAUCGGUUGGAAGAUGCUGCUUAUCAUUGUGGUUAAUAUUAUUUACAUGACGUGUUCUGUCUCCUGGUUUUGUUACAGUUUUAAAGAACGAGUGUUUGUGCUCUGAAAGUUUCUAACCCGAGUGUUGUAGCGCGUGUGGCCACUCGACGACGAAGUAGGCGAAUGUGAUGAUGAUGAUGAUUAUGAUGAUGACGGUGAUGAUGGUGGUGUGUGUUUGCAGAACAUUGGCGGUGGGGCUUCUGGACUCCUUCGGCCGGGCUGGUCCCGACCGGCGGAGACCGGAGCGGUUCAGAGGAAGACGGAGCCGAAACGUUAGAUGAAAAUGUUUAAUGCAGGUUGGAUUCAGUUAUUUUAUCCUUAAGUUGACUUCUCUAAUACACAGAGCUUCAAAACGUUCUCUGUUAUUUAUCCCGAGACGUUGGCGUCGUCUGUCUUUGUCACAGAGCGGCGCCGCGUUGGAGUCCGAGCUCCGCUUCUCACCAUCUCGCAUCGUUUCGCUGUUUGACAAUCACCAAAUCAGCAAAUGCUCUCUAUUGUGCCGUAACCGAGUUUUUUGGGGGGUUUUUUAAUCGGUUGAAACCAAACUGCUCCUGAAACGUUCUGACUUCAUUCUCCCUUUUUUUUAAAUUUAUUUUUAUUUUUAUUUUAUCAGAAAGUCACAACUGUUUAAGUACUUUCCUGAUUGAUGGUAGCUGUGGGUUUAACAUGGUUCUGCAGAAGAGUGUGUUGGUUUGUUUUUGCUUGACAAUGUUUUGAUUUUAUAUCACUAUUUGUAUAAAUGUGCCUUUUCCUUUUUCCUAUCCUAAGUAACACAAUCUUAAGACUGCCUUGUUUUUUGUAGUUUUUU